This is a messenger RNA of Styela clava, 7033 nucleotides long. RefSeq lists its product as uncharacterized. The record is from RefSeq and is a predicted model, not a curated record. NCBI's taxonomy places the organism in Eukaryota, Metazoa, Chordata, Ascidiacea, Stolidobranchia, Styelidae.
AGAAAGUAAGAUGAAACUUACCGGUAUAAGUAUCUUAACAUUUGCUGCCUGCUGGAUAUGCCCUAUAUUUGGUAAAAAUGCUGAGUAUUAUACGGAUACAUCUAGUGGAAACCUGAUCGGAGAAAAACUUCACAGUGCCUUCAAUGAAGUUCCCAUUAUCAAGUUUACUAAUAUUCCAUACAACGCAAAGAAUCCGAACUGUGGUAUGCUAACGUCUGAUGCUGACAGAAGAGUCGAUUGUUCAUACUUGGAAGUUUACGUAACGGAAAAUACAGCAGACAUUCAAAAACCAGUUCUUCUUGUUCUUGGAAAUAUUGACCUCUCAAAGAUUUGCUUAGAAAACAAUUGCCAGGAAGUAGUUUUUAUAAAAAUACUUUCGCCAUUUUUCUCCAAAGAGGAAUCAUCUUGCACGACCCCACAAUCCUGUGAUGCUAAAACCGAAUUCCUACAAAAUUUUGAAGAAGCUCUCAUUUGGGUUCAGCACAAUGUCCAAAGGUUCGGCGGAGAUAAAUCCUUGGUUACGGUUGCAGGAUUCGGAAGGGAGGCCUCUCUGUGGGCAUCUAUUGCAAAUAAUGUGAGAAAAUAUCAACACCUCUUUCAGAGAACAGUUGUAGAAAAUGGAGAUGCAAAUUGGAUUUCUCACCAAGGGUUAUUGACUAAUGCAGAAACUGGAGAAACCAAGGAUUAUGAAAUCCAUCCGAAAUCGCGUGACUUAUUGAUUGGAUAUAACUUCAAGUCCGUCGAUGGCGAGCAUGUGACGUCAAUAGUCGAUUAUGUUGAAUCAUUAUCUAACACGGGUAGUAGGGUUACUCUGUUUUCACUCGGUACACAAAGCGACGAUGUCUCUCAUAUGUUUGAAAACGCAUUGUUUGAUUUGUGUAUCAGAUUUGCGAGAGACAGGGUUCUGGAGGAAACAGUUUUUCCUGUUGUCAAGCUCGGUUCAUGGAAAAACGGUGUACAUACAUUACAAUUUUCUGCAGAUGGCCUACUAUGGAAUACAGUUACAAAUAAUGACUUAUUUGCGUUUCCGGAUGAAUUGGAUAUCGAAAAUUUUCCGGAAAUACUUACAUCGCUUGGUCCAAUGCGUGGCCGUCAUUUACAUCGCGGGUCAUAUGAAGCAGAUGCAUUCUAUCAUAUUCCAUUUGCAAGUCCGACCAAAAGAUUCGAGUACUCAGAGAUGGUAGAGCCAUGGACUGAUAUGUUGGAUGCACGGUAUCCCGUCAGAUACAAAGACUGCCCUCAGCAUAUAAUUAUGGAUUUUGGCCAUGAAGACUGUUUAAAUCUCCAUAUAUUUGUGCCUCAGAACUUGAAUGAAACAUUGAAGAUGGCUCCCAUUCCGGUGAUGAUAUUCAUGCAUGGCGGGUCGUAUGCUCUCGGUAGUGCUGGUGGUUUCAGAAUUCCACUGAUGUUUGAUAAUUCUCUUUAUGAUGGUACAGUUAUGGCAGACAUUGGCAAGGUGGUUGUUGUUUCUGUCAAUUAUCGCCUAGCUGCUCUUGGAUUUCUUAACGAUGGCGAAAUCGGUAACGGUGUUUUGGAUGGAAAUUAUGGAAUUAGAGAUGUGGUGUUGGCAAUGGAAUGGGUUCAAAAAUAUAUAAGCGAAUUCGGAGGAGAUCCAAACAUCGUAACGAUUUUCGGAGAGUCCGCGGGAUCUGCUGGUUCAGCUGUACUUAGUAUUUCACCCAUGACGGAGGGUCUUUUCCAUAGAGUUAUUCAACAAAGUGGAAGUUCCGUCAGUUUUUUCGCAAUUGACUACAAUCCAGGUGUGUUGGGAAAAAGAGUCAUGACUGAGCUAGGAUGCAGAUCUGAUAACUUUACUGCUUCGAAAGAAUGUUUGAUGAAAAGAGGAGAAUUUGAUUUCAUAGGCCUACAGUCUGCAGUAGAACUUCACUUGUAUGUUCCAUGGCGCCCAACAGUUGAUGGCGUAUUCUUAACUGACACAGCAGAAACACUAGUCAACAGGACAUCAAAUUAUGAGGUUAUGCUUGGGACAAAUUAUGACGAAACAUUUAUCAUGGUUGUGACCAUCAUACCAGAACUGAUAACUGGAAGACCUAUAAAAUUGGAAGAUCUGACAGUGGUAUAUGAAGAGUUGAAUAAUCUUGUCGCCGAGUAUCCGGAUCGUCAACGAUAUGUAUCCGAUAUUGUGUUUCACAACAGUGUUGAAUGGGAGAUGGACUGGACAACUGAGUCGGUUAAAAAGACGAUGGUCAGAGCUUCAUCUGACUUUGUAUUUGCAGCUCCAUCUAUCCGACAGGCUCAGCUUAGAGCUCAGCACGUUGGUGGGCCUUCAACAUAUAUGUAUGAUUUUCACAUCAAAGCCAAAUUUACCUUGAUACCUGAAUGGCAAACAAAUUUCCACGCACAAGAGCUACCGUAUGUGUUUGGUGAACCAUUGAGGAGGACAAUAAACGACCGAAUAUGGAAUAGUACAGCUGAUGAGCUUAGUCUUCAAAUGAUAACUUAUUGGACGAAUUUUGCAAAAAGCGGCGACCCAAACUCACCAGUUUCCGAUGCCAUAAAUGGAAUACGCUGGGAUCCGUACACAAACAACGGCAAAGAAUACAUGGAGCUCAAUUUCCACAUGAAUCCGAAUAACUCGAAAGCCGACUACAAGCCUUACGAAAUGGAAUUGUGGAAUGACUUGGUUCCCACGCUUUUACAACAGGAUAGGGACUCGUGUACCAGUAAAGAAGUGAUGACAAAAAGGAUCAAGUCAAAUAAAUUUUCCACAAAACCUCGUUCCACUAAUAAAGACUUGACAUCUGACGCGGCUGCUGUUGAACAUCGUACAACAAAUUUUGCGAUCGAAAACGGAACCAAAUGCGACCUCUCUGAAGAUUAUGUUAGAAAUACAACAUAUGGAUGUGUCCGCGGUGUGUUGAAAAAAUACGAGGCUGUCGAUGUUGAAACCUACUUAGGAAUUCCAUAUGCGACGGCGCCUAUAGGUGACCUUCGUUUUGCAGUCCCUGAAAAAGCUAGUGGAUGGGGUGACAACGUUUUUAGUGCUGAUACGUUCGGUCCCGAUUGUCCCAGAAGUCAAGAUCUGGAGGGACAAGAGGAAGACUGCUUAUAUUUAAAUAUAUAUAGGCCAAACAAUAAUGAAAUUUUACCAGUCAUGGUAUGGAUCCAUUCUGACAUGGUAUCAGGGAACGGAGGAGCGAAUUACGACGGAAAAAGAAUUUCUGCAAUUGGGAAUGUUAUUGUGGUGACUUUUAACUAUAGAAUUGGCGCCCUUGGAUUUUUAUAUUCUGGGGACGGCGAGGCAGCAGGUAACUUUGGAUUGCUAGAUCAAAACAUGGCACUUGAAUGGCUGCAAGAAAAUAUUGAAUUUUUCGGUGGAGAUAAAACGUCAAUCACAUUAUUUGGAGACGAUGACAGCUCAAAAAUGGUUGGAUAUCAGUCCGUGAAUGUUCUCAAUGAUGGAUCAAUGUUCAGCAGAGUCAUUCAUCAAAGUGGAGUCGGUCAGAUGAGCACUGAUCUGCCGUUCGGGGACGACAACACUGCUGCAGCAGAAUUGGCAACUAAAUUCCCCUGUCCAAUAGAUCCGGGGAUGGUACCCUGCCUUAAAAGCCUUCCUUUGUCGGUAUUUAUGGUCGAAGCUGAGAACUAUCCAGCAAGUGUCGUUGUGGAUGGAUAUUUUUUAACUGACCAACCACGGACAUUGUUUGAGAGGGAAGGGUAUAGUCCCGAAAAGUACGAUUACUUGAUAUCAUUCACAUCGGUCGAAGGCACAUCUCACUAUGACUACGUCAUGAACAACGUGACUGACAGAACAUCGUUUAGCGAUUUUAUCGAUACUCAGAUAAUGUCAGACGCAAAAUAUACAAAUCCAUCACGCGUCAAAUCUGUAAUUGAGUACGAAUAUGUCGACGUAUAUGAUGAACCGGGAACCUUGGAAAAUCGAUUUAAAAAUGCUGCUCUUAAUGUUGCUGGUGAUAAAGACGUGAUUGCCCCAAGUGUCCUACUGGCAAAUACAACUGUUACAGCACAGGCAACUUUAUUACGACCUCGAAAUCGAACAUUUUUGUGUCACUUAGUCUCCAAAAUAGACGAUACGUAUCCCAACUUGAACGGCGCUCACAGGGGAACUAUAGAACGGAUAAUAUGGGCAAAUUUCAACUCGACAGAGUAUUCAAGUGAAAAGUUAUUGGCGGACAGAAUGAUCCAAUAUUGGACUUCAUUCGCACGCAACGGAAAACCGCAAACUGAUAUCGACGGCGAUGUCUUUAAUAAUUACAACAUACUUGAUGGCGAAUAUACGGAACUCGAUGCUACUGCAGAAAUCGUGAUCCAAAAGAAAUAUUUCAGACCUAAAUACACAUCACUGUGGAAUUUCUUGAUUCCUAGAAUCGAUGUUUCUUUUCAAUGCGAAGGCCAUCAGGCCCCCAUAACACCGACCGUGACCACUGACACGGGUGUGAUGAUUCAUGGGUAUGCAGAUUCGACUUCCGAUAACCGAAAUUACGAUGUAUUUCGUGGAUUGGCAUACGCGGAACCGCCUAUUGGAGAUUUACGAUUCAGCAAAACCAAUUUCGUUGGUGAAAUAUCUUCUCCUGACUCCACUGUUUAUGCAAACAUUAGAAAACAGAGAUGCUUGCAAACAGUAAACGGAGCUGGAGGAGGAUUCGCUGGAGAGGAUUGCUUGUAUUUGGAUAUAUGGCGACCAUCAAACAACGAUGCAGAUUCCAAACCAGUUAUGUUAUGGAUUUGCCACGGUGGGCACGACGUACUUGGGCCUCAUAGUCAACUGGAAGAUGAUCAUUCAUGCGAUAUCGACGGUCGACUUAUGGCUUUGGAUGGAGAUUUCAUAUUUGUUCGUGUCCAAUAUAGAAUUGGCGUAUUGGGCUUUUUGAGCACGGGAGACAACAUCUUGUCAGGCAAUGCCGGGCUGCAUGAUCUCACAAACGCUCUAAAAUGGGUUUACAAAAAUAUUGGAUAUUUUGGUGGAAGCAAAGACAAGGUUACUGUGGCUGGAGAUGGUUUUGGAGGAGUACUGGCAUAUAUUCUUGCAGGAAUGUCUCGUGACAUCAUGGAAGGAACAGUGCAAUCGGUUAUAGCACAAAGUGCUAGUCUUACUGCGCCUUGGGCCUAUUCUAUAAACCCUAAGGACGAGCUUAUGGAAGUUGCUGUACGUGCAGGUUGUCAAAAUGCCGUCUUGCAAAGUACUAUCGGAUGUCUGCGCAAUGUUGAUCCACUGGUGCUUAUAACAGCAGCAGGAAACGUACCGAUGCAAUUUCCAUUUGGAAUAUAUGCAGAUAACGAAGGUAUCGCGCCUUCUGAAGACAGUAUUUUGAAUAUGAAAAUAGAAGGUUACGUUGUAAAAGAUAUCAGACAGAAAGUAGCGACGAUGCCAACGUUGAUAGGUUUCAACGGUGGUGCAGGUUAUCGAUUCACUCUUGAAGCAUAUCCUGAAAUCCAACUUAUCUAUGGAAGACGUCCUAUUCGACCAAGUCUCAUUACAAAAGUUGUUGAAAAUGAUAUUUUUGCCGAGAAUAUUGGCGUUAAAAGAUCACAGGAUGAUAAUACAAUUCUUACUGAUUUUUACAUACCAUGGGGACAAACAGACAUUAGAAACGAAAUACGUAGAAAUGUUGUAAAUUAUCAUACAGACGCCGGUUUUAUUGUCCCAGUUUAUGGCGAAAUAUUCUCUAGGCUACUUCUGUCCAACGCAGAACCUGUAUUUUUAUAUGUUUAUGAAGAUAGAACAUACCAUACACGUGCAAGACUAUGGCAAACUGCAGGCGCAGACCUGGGAGAAGAAUUACCUGUCGUUUUUGAAGAGUACAUUGAUAGCGUACGAGCACCAUUAGGAUCGGCUAUGCGACAUCGUUGGACAAAUUUUGUGAAUAGGGGAUCUCCAAACUUACCUACAACACCGCAAUCGGAACGGUGGUUGCGGUACGAUGAGGAAAGUCGAAGAACAAUGAUAUUCAAAGAUAAUGCAGAGCGAAUAGUUGGAGGAUACGGAGAUCAAGCAUUUAAAGUUUGGCAACAGGUCAUGCAGGCAACUCCUAUUAUACCUGAUUCUACAAUAUCACAUGAUGCUACAGUCAGUUGUCCAAGAUGUCCAACACCUCCUACUGUUACGUGUUCCACACAGAAAACUCCAACAUGCUCAGCUGUUCCGAUUCUUGGGUCAGGAUUAGGCAUGGAGUUGUCGCCUACUGAAGCAGACGUGGCAAUCGAAGUUUUAUUCAGCAUUGCUCUGUCAUUGGCUAUUAUCCAAGUUGGGAUUAUAGUUUACGUCUUGUACAUAAAAAGCAAAAAGAAGAACAAGCAGACUGACUCUUUGCAGUUUUCUAACAAAAGCACUGAAAAACCGAUAGAGAAUGGAAAUUCUAAAGAAUUUUCCGCCUUGUGAUCUGUUAAACAUCCUUUAAAAUAUCAUAAAUUAAUUUAAUAUAACAAUGUAUAUAAGUCGACGAUUAUUACAGACGUAAAUGUGUCAUAAAAAGGAAAUUGAUUAUAAUAUACUGACUGACGAAACAACAUUUUAUGUUAUUUAGUCAUAAAUAUUAGCGAACUUUUCACCUGUGCAUUUGCGAAAAAUUAAUGAAACAGAAAAGAAAAUGAUGCUGAUAAUUUUACCUUUGAUGUUGAAGAUUAUGACUAUUUUGAUUGGAAUUCUAAAUUGAAACCUGAUACCGUGUGGGAAAGGUGGGUUGGUUAUAAAGCAUUCAAAAGUAAAUAAGAAAUAGAAGUGACAAAAGAUUCUGAUAAUAAAAAAAAAUUAUAACGAAAAUUUCAAACCAGGUUUAUUUCACCAGUUCAAGCAAAAACAUUUAUUACUCCAAAAAAUCUAUGGAAAGACGAAUUGAAAGCAUUUAUAAGAGACUGAUAAUCUGAAUGCAUUUGCUCGGUUCAUCCUUGGCUUAGUCAUUAGGAUAUCAUAAAAUACUAAGCUAUUAAAUUCCUAAACACGACGGACGAUUUAAGAGCGGCGCAAUUUUAUAAAUAGUUGUUUGUUCUGUUCACGGCGUCAGUAUCUUGGACAAAGAAUUUAUUGUCUGAUCAAGGGUAAACAACUUUAAUU